UCCCUCCUUGUGCCAUCCUUCAUUGUCAGCCUAAGACUCCCACGCAUCUCCCGCCAACGAAUUCCGUAAAGCGGUCACACUAUCCCGCUGAGUGUGUUUUUCCCACCGAAUAGCGAGUCAGACCUUUGGGGUAUAAAAGGAGGGACGCGUCGCCAUCUUUCACCAGGUUCUCCUCCAGUUCCUACUACCUUUCUUCAUCAACAUGUUCUUCCUCACUGGUCUCGCUCUCCUCUUCACCGCAGGAUUCCACUUUGGUGCUGCCCAAGUGGAUAAUUGUGCUCGCAAUUACACUGUCCAUCUUGGUGACACCUGCGAUGCGAUUUCGGCUGCACAGAACUCUUCUAUCUAUCAGCUCGCCUCGGUGAACACUAACAUCAACGCUGGAUGUACUAACUUGGCUUUGGGCGAAAUCCUCUGCCUAGGCAUUACCGGCCAAGAUUGCAUGGACACCUACGUGAUUGUUUCAGGGGAUAACUGCGUUGCUAUUGCCGCUGCCGAGGGCACCACCUACGACAUUCUUUUGGCUAACAACCCCAACGUGGAUGCGACUUGUGCUAAUAUCUAUCUAGGAGAGGUGAGCUUAAGUUAUUGUGGGAUAUUCAUAUUGAGCUAACCUUGUCUAGGUCCUGUGCGUUGCGUCCGAAGAGGUGUAUGUGUAAGAUCAGCGACUCGGAGAUUCGAAAGAAUAAUUCCGAGCUGUCUAGAGAGGACCGUAAUUUUUUCUUAGUUAUAUACCAACCUUGAAUGAAUACUGCUGUCGUUACUAUGUUGAACGUGG
Messenger RNA from Desarmillaria tabescens, 778 nucleotides. RefSeq lists its product as uncharacterized. NCBI's taxonomy places the organism in Eukaryota, Fungi, Basidiomycota, Agaricomycetes, Agaricales, Physalacriaceae. The transcript has 3 exons. Bases 203 to 613 code for a protein of 136 amino acids. The record is from RefSeq and is a predicted model, not a curated record.